This is a messenger RNA of Penicillium subrubescens, 495 nucleotides long. RefSeq lists its product as uncharacterized. The transcript is spliced from 4 exons. Bases 1 to 495 code for a protein of 164 amino acids. Lineage: Eukaryota; Fungi; Ascomycota; Eurotiomycetes; Eurotiales; Aspergillaceae. The record is from RefSeq and is a predicted model, not a curated record.
AUGGGCCCUUUGGUCCCCUACUUCACCACCACCAAGACUUUCCUUCAGCUGCUUGGUAAGGACCACCUCCAGAAGGCCCUCUCUUCAGCUCAGCCUCCUGUAUUUGGAGACUUGGACGAGAUUCACAAGCACGGUUUCCCAAACGUGGUCACCUUGUGGCCCUCAGAGGACCUUACUAUGGAUCCGUAUGAUGCCCUAAACGCUUUAUAUUUCCUUAAAACCCUUUACAGUAAGCGCCAAACCGCGCUCAAGGGAAAAGGGGGAUCCAAGGAAUUUGACACUAAAUCCAGCAGCAGCAUCCGCCUGAAAGACAGUACCAAGAAAUUGAGCUGUACCAGCGAGGUUGCUCACGCCAUGAACCGCGUGGCUGACCUCGGUGACGUUUCCGACGAUUCUGAACAGGAAAGACAUAUGGAACGGGUCAAGGCAUUCGCAGAGAAAAAUGGACAGAAGCGACGAGCGGAUCACGAGAAGAAGGACAAGGGCGAUUCCUGA